AUGUGUGGCAACCCUGGCACAGGAACGCUGUGGCGGGAUCUGGGCUUUGUUGCCCAGAGAUAUGUGGUGAAGGAUGAAUUUCAUCCCUUCAUUGAGGCCCUCCUCCCCCAUGUCCGUGCCUUCUCCUACACCUGGUUCAACCUGCAGGCCCGCAAGCGCAAGUACUUCAAGAAGCACGAAAAGAGGAUGACUAAAGACGAGGAGCGCGCGGUGAAGGACGAGCUGCUGGGGGAGAAGCCAGAGAUCAAGCAGAAGUGGGCCUCGCGCCUGCUGGCCAAGCUGCGCAAGGACAUCCGGCCAGAGUUCCGCGAGGACUUUGUGCUCACCAUCACGGGGAAGAAGCCCCCCUGCUGCGUGCUGUCCAACCCCGACCAGAAGGGCAAGAUCCGCCGCAUCGACUGCCUCCGCCAGGCCGACAAGGUGUGGAGGCUGGACCUGGUCAUGGUCAUCCUGUUUAAGGGCAGCCCCCUGGAGAGCACGGACGGCGAGCGGCUGGUCAAGUCGCCCCAGUGCUCCAACCACGGUCUCUGCGUCCAGCCGCACCACAUCGGGGUGACGGUCAAGGAGCUGGAUCUCUACCUUGCCUACUUCGUCCACACACCAGGUACGUGGCACCCGCGCACCGCUCAGGGAGCCGCUCGCGCACCAGACCUGCUCUGUGUAGCCCUGCCAAGCUUUUACAAAGCCAGUCGGGGCCCAGAUAAGGACCGUGCCUUGGCAUUUAAAGGGGACAGCCCCCCCUCCAACCCCCUAACACCCCAUCCCAGACCACAAAGAAAAAAAAAAAAAAAAAAAGAGUUUGCCAUAGAUGUUUCUAUCAGGUUUGAAGAGAUUCCCAGAAUUUGA
Messenger RNA from Menidia menidia (Atlantic silverside), 846 nucleotides. NCBI's taxonomy places the organism in Eukaryota, Metazoa, Chordata, Actinopteri, Atheriniformes, Atherinopsidae. The record is from the annotation of a GenBank genome assembly.